This is a messenger RNA of Micromonas commoda, 6882 nucleotides long. RefSeq names its product membrane protein. NCBI's taxonomy places the organism in Eukaryota, Viridiplantae, Chlorophyta, Mamiellophyceae, Mamiellales, Mamiellaceae. Gene Ontology annotation, molecular function: chloride channel activity. The coding region runs from base 1 to 6882 and encodes 2293 amino acids. The transcript has a single exon. The record is from RefSeq and is a predicted model, not a curated record.
AUGAGCAACGCUGCCGAAAUAAGCAACCGAGGCGGCAGGACCCUACCGCGGCAACCCAGCACGAUGAGCGUCGAGAGCCUGCCGUCGAGGCGUGGCAGCUUCGCGAGCGUGGCGUCUUCCGAUGGGAUGAGCGACGCGAGCGGUCUGAGUCGCGGAAACCCCGGCCUGGGCGGCGCGGACGACCCCGCGCUCACCCCGACUUCCCCAUCGGGCACGGACCGUCGGAUGAACCGUCGAGUGACUCGCGCCUCGAACGGGUCGCACCACGGACUCGGGGGUCCCCGGCGCAUGGUUUUCCUCAACAAACCCAAGGAGUUGUCCCACGGUCGGCUCGCCUUCAUCUCCGAGAUCUUCAAGAUCAAGGGGACCAUCGUGCUCAAGGUGGUUCCGCAGAUAAUCCUCGCAGCCUUCGUCGGGCUCUUCGCCAACCUCGUCAAGGUGCUCUACUGCGGCGAGGGCGUCGCGAGCAACGAUGAGUGCGACGUCACGUUCAACAUGGACGGUCACCUCGGCGUGAGCGUCGUUCUAUCGUUCCUACUCGUCUUCCGCGCGGACCUCGCGUACGAGCGAUACUACCAGGGCAAAUCCGCGCUGGGCGCCAUACACACCGGCAUACGCAACCUCAACGUGGCCACCGCGACUUUUCUCCGAGCGCACCCGCCGCUGAGCAGGGAUAAAGGCGGGAAAAAGUCGGUGAUCAACCGACGCAAGUGGGCGGCCAAGAACGCGACGAGGGCGACUGCCCUCGCGCGUGACCGCAUGGAGCUCUUCCGCCUGACUAAUCUGCUGUACGCCUUUGUCCGACAGGCGGUUCGAGCGCAGCGGCACGGGUACUCGGACGUCGGGCCCGUCACCGACGACGAGCUGAUGACCAGGGACCGCGGCGGCAAGCCCAGGGUCCCGGACAUCGUCAAGGACAAGAUAGAGCUGGACGAGUUCAAGACGCUGGAGCCCUGGAAUCGCCCGAACGUGUGCGUGUCCAAGAUAACCGCCAUCAUAGAGCACCACCGCAGGGUCGGCAACCUCGGCGAGAGAGCCGCGCUGGACGUAUUCCGCGACUGCCAGCUGGUGCUCGACGCGCUCAAGUCUGCCGAGCGCAUCGUCACCACGCCGAUCCCGUACCAGUACCUGCACAUGUUGAACAUCCUCCUGUUCUUCUUCGUGUACUCGGUGCCCUUCGUGUUCACCGCCAACUUCAAGUGGAUCACGCCCUUCCCUUCGUGCGUCGUCGCGCUCGCGUUUUACGGCGUGAACGAGAUCGGCCGGUGCAUGGAGGACCCUUACUCGUGGGAGGAUCCGUGUCACGAUCUCUCCGGCGUGGGUUGGAGGAUCUACACGGAGACGUUGCAGAUCCACCAGAAGGCGGACGAGGUCCACCGCGAAGCCGAGGACGUGCACGAGGAGACGAACGCGUCGGAGUCUCGCGUCACGGAUUCUUCAGAGUUGGAGGCGAGGGCGCGACUGUCGACGAGCGAGCAGAUCCAACGCGCGCUCGCCGCCGCGCCGGUCGCCGACGCCGCCUUGCACGCGAAUGCCCUCGAGGAGGCGUGCGCUCUGGAGGACGAGAACGUCGCCGCCGGGGAGAUGCCGACGCCGUCAACCCCCGCCAGCCCGGCGCCCAAGCGCAACAGGGCAUCCUCAGCCGCCUCAAUAACUGGCCCGUUUACCUCCAUCGCCGCGGCUGCCCGCACCGCGAUCAAGCAGAAUGUCGGUGGUAAUAUUGAUGAAGAGGACGAUGAGGACGAUGCGCUGACCGCCGACCCGAGCAUCGUUCCGAAGGAGCUGAGCACGCAUUGGAGCGGUUUCCUGACUGAGAUUUUUGUCUUCAAGAACACCGUCAUGCCCUCGCUGCUCCCGCAGAUCGCUCUGGCGUUCUUCCUCGGAAUAUUCGCGCAGAUGUUCAAGCGGGUGAUGUGUGGCGCGGAUGUCGUCGCCGCGGCAGAGUGCCAGACCACGUUUGACAUCACUGGUCACCAGGUGGUAUCCGUGUCACUCGGUUUUCUCCUCGUCUUCCGAACCGACUGGGCCUAUGACCGAUACUACGAAGGGAAGCAGUCACUCGGCCAGCUGUACAACGGUCUCAGGAACCUCAACGUGUGCUUUGUGAAUUACCUCCGCGAAAAUAAACCCGGCGAGCGCGCGGCGUUCGAGGCUUCGGGGAGCUCCAACCUCGAAGGCUGGGGUGACGCCGGCCCACACCUGACCGACUCGCCCAGCAGGGCGCCGAGGGAAUCGUUCCAGAGCACCAUCGCGAAAAUCACCGAGGAUCGCGCAGAGCUUCUGCGCCUGACCAACGUGCUAUACGCCACGAUGCGUCACAUCCUGCGUGACAUCCGCGUGGGCGCACCCGACGGCGGGGAGGUGACCGACGAGGACUGCGUAAAGGUGGACGCCACUGGAAAGCCACCGCUGCCGGAUCUGCUCCGAGAGGGGGAGUCAGAGCGACUCCUCGCGCUCAUGCCAUCGAACCGUUGUAACUGGAUCGCCAUGCGCAUCCAGAUUAUCACUGAGACGCAUCGUAGGCUGGGCAACAUAAGUGAGCGUGCCGCGUUCGAGAUUUACCAGCAGCUGGAGAUCUGUCUGUCCGCGUACAAGGCCAUGGAGCGAAUUGUUUCGACGCCAAUCCCGUUCACAUAUCUGCACAUGCUCCAGUUCAUCCUGUUCUUCUUCGUGUUCUCCGCGCCGUUCGUGUUCACCACCACGUUUCAUUGGAUCGGGUAUGUGCCUUCGGUGAUCGUGGCGAUUGGAUUCUACGGCAUCAACGAGAUGGGUAAGCUCAUCCAGGAUCCAUUCAACUGGCAGCAGCCGUGCCAUGACCUCUCUGGCUUGGGCCUGAGGAUCUACAGGGAGAACCUGAAGAUCCACGAACACGCCGAACAGUUCGAUCCCAAGGCUGAGAAGGAGAUGUCCAAGCGCAGAGCAUCGUAUCAGACUCUUAUGGAUGCCCUCCAGCGACACGACAGCGAGACAGGUGAGGGAAUGAAGCGAAACAGUUCAAUCACAUCCAUCGGGUCCACCGGGUCAAACUCUGUGGCGACGAGUGGGGAGGUGGACGGCAAGCGGCGCAAGACGGGCACCCCGAGCGUGAGCAAGACGAAAGGCGCAUCCGAGAAAUAUGGCGAGGAACUGAGCAUCGGUCCAUUCACCUUCAUCACCAUCCUGUUCCGAUACAGAGGCACGGUGCUACCCAAGAUCAUGCCCCAGACGCUGCUCGCCGCGGCCGUCUCCAUCUUCGCGCAGAUCAUCAAGAUUUAUUGGUGCGGCGCCAACAUCACUUCCCACAGCGAGUGCCCGCUGGCGUUCAGCGAGACCGCGCACUCAGUGGCAGGAGGUAUCAUCGGUUUCAUGCUCGUAUUCCGGACCAGCAUCUCGUACUAUCGCUUCUAUGAGGGUAAGAAAUACCUCGGGCACCUCUACGACUGCAUCCGUAACGCCAACAUCGCGUUCAAUUCCUUCCUCCGCGUUGGUAACGACGAGCAGGGCCACGAUGCAAAGAUCAACGCGGACAAAGUCGAGCUGCGUAGGCUGUCCAACGUACUUUACGCCUUCAUUCGUCAGGCGGUGCGCGAGCACAGGCACGGGUACCCCGAGGGAUGCCCGGCUCCGUCGGAUGACGCCGGCUUGGUCCGCGACGACGUGUUCGGUCGUCCGGGCCUCGGCGUCUUGCUGACUGAUGAGGAGAAGGAGGAGUUCCUCGCGAUCGAUCCGAAUAACAGGGCCAACAUGGUCGUGUGGCGCAUGCAAUCCAUCGUGGAGCAUCACCGCAGGUUGGGUCACGUGUGCGAGCGCGGCGCGUUCGACAUCUAUCAUGACCUGGAAGGAUGCCUCGAGGCAUUCAAGCACAUGGAGCGAAUCGUGAGCACCAAGAUGCCCUUCCAGUACCUGCACAUGGUGAACUUCCUCCUGUUCAUCUUCGUGUUCUCCGCGCCGUUCGUAUUCACCACAGGGUUCAAGUGGCUCUCCCCGAUCCCCUCAUGCAUUGUGGCCAUCUCGUUCUACGGCGUCGCCGAGGUGGCGCGAUCCAUCGAGGAUCCGUACUCUUGGACCAAACCGUGCCAUGACCUCACCGGCACAGGCUGGAGGCUCUAUUCCGAGUCGCUCCAGCUGCACGAGGCGAGCGUGGCGAGCGUUGACGCCACCCUCGCCAAGGACAGGAGUAAGACCCGAGACGACGAGGUAUCCUUGGAUGACGUGCGGCUCGAGGGCGGUGAGUCAGUGGUCAGGGUCUCGAUGGAGCCGAGGUCAUCCGUCCGGGCCAGCGUGGCGCAUGGAGCAGCCGACAUCGCGCUUCUCAGCUCCAAGCGACCGGAUGAGACGACGAGGAUCGAAGAUUCGGUUAAGCGAGGCGCUGCGAACGGUGGACCCGACGACGCCUCCUCCGUCUCAACCCGACUGUGGGAGGCUAACCCGUCUCAGCCUGAGCUCUCCGACGCUUGGCACGGAUUCAUCACCGACAUCUUCCGCUUCAAGAAGACCGUAUACGGUGAGAUCAUCCCUCAGGUGCUCCUCGCGUUCGUCAUCGGGUGGGUGGCGCAGUUGGUGAAGUUGUGGAGGUGUGGCGGUCAGGUGCAGGAGGCGUUUGAGUGCCCCGUCACAUUCGCGCCCUACGCGCACUCGGUGAUUGGAUCUGUGCUGGCGUUUAUGAUUGUCUACAGGUUCAAGUUUGCGUACGACCGAUACUACGAGGCCAAGUCCGCGAUCGGUGAGCUGCACUGUGGCUUGAGAAACUUUAACAUCGGUGUGUGCGCGUUCCUGAGAGACGCUCGGGAGGGUGAGCCCGGGUACAACCGUAAGGAUGUGAAAGGUGUGAGAGAGCGAUGCGCUCUUUUCAUGAACGAGAGGACCGAGUUGCUGCGGCUCUCUGGCCUGCUCUUCGGUUUCAUCCGCCAUGUGCUCAGAGAGCAGCGACUUGGAUACCUGGACGAUCCAAACCCUGGUGAUAAGCAGCUGCUGCUCCAGGAUAAGUGCGGGAUGCCGUGCGUCGGGUCGCUCAUGCGGGACGCUCAGGAGGUUGCUGAAUUUUCGAGCAUCCCGUUCCAGAAUCGCGCAAACACCGUGGUGACCCGAAUCCAGUCCAUCGUGGAGCACCACCGCAGGCUCGGCCACGUGUGCGAGCGCGCGGCGUUUGAUUUGUACCGCGAGUGCGAGCUCGUGCUGGCCUCGCUCAAGUCCUGCGAGCGGGUGGUCACAACCCCGAUACCCUUCCAGUACCUGCAGAUGAGCAACUUUGUCACCUUCUUCUUCACGUACUCGGCGCCGUUCAUCUUCACGGUGUCCUACCAGUACAUCUCUUUCUUUCCCGCGUGCCUCCUCGCUAUGGCGUUCUAUGGCAUCAACUCCGUCGGUGAGGUCAUCGAGCGUCCCUUCAACUGGCGCGAGCCCAACCACGACCUCACCGGGGUGGGUCUCAGGGUCUGGCGGGAGUGCGUGCAGAUCCACAGGAGGUGCGCCAGCAGGGACGCAGAGACGCUCUCAGCGCACGGGAUCACUGACAUGGCGGAUGGAGAGGCCUUCGUUGCGCUCGAGGACCUCGCAAGACGCGCCGCGGAGAGACCUAACGUCGAGAACGUGCUCGCUGCAUCCAAGGAUCUGCGCCGUAAUUUUCGAAGCCGCCGUGCAUCGGCGGUGGUCAUGGCCAACGAGCUUGCGUCCCGGGAGUAUCCCCGUCACACGUUCUCGUUCCUUACCGGCCUCUUCGACGGCAGCAACGAAACUCUGUGGAGGGUCGUUCCUCAGGUGCUCAUGGCCGCCGCGAUCGGCGCGGUGGCCAACUUGCUCAAGGUUCGUCUGUGCGGCGCAGACGUGAAGCUCUCGUCGGAGUGCUCCGUCACGUUUCACACCGAGGCGCACGCCAUCUGCGGUGCGAUCAUCGGUUUCCUGCUCGUGUUUUGCGCCAACAUCGCGUACCUCAGGUAUUAUGAGGCCAGAUCCGCCGUGGGAGACAUCUACCACGGCCUGAGGAACAUGAACAUAGAGUUUGCAUCCUUCCUUCGGGCGCCCACGGCGGGCGAACCCGGUCAUCAGCCCGGCAACCCCGCGGACGCAGCCGCGACCAUCAAGGACGACCAGCUGGAACUUCGCCGACUUAGCAACGUGUUGUUCGCAUUUAUCCGUCAGGCCCUUCGCGAGCAUCGACACGGGUACCGGUUCGAUUCGAGAAGCCGCCGGGGGCUGGGUGAGGAUGGCGCGGACGAGGGGAAGCCCGGGUUCCUCCGGAGAAUUUUCAAGUCGAGCAAGGCGGCGUCCUUCGGAGGCGGCACCGGACCCGUGUCCGAGGCGAGCCUGCUCGAGGAGGACCUCUGCGGCGAGCCUUCGCUCGCGACGCUUCUCACUCCAGAGGAAAGGCGGAGGUACGCGGACGUUCCCGUUGGCAACCGAUUCAACGUCUGUGUGGCUGAAAUUCAGCGAAUAGUGGCCAGGAACCAACGCGAGGGCGACCUCUACGAGAAGGCUGCUUACGACGUGUACAAGGAGUGCGACAGGGUGCUCGCCGCGUUCAAAACGUGCGAGCGUAUCGUCACUACCCCCAUACCUUACCAGUACGUGCACAUGGUCAACCUUGUGCUGUUCUUCUUCGUAUUCUCGGCGCCGCUGGUGUUCACUGUGACGUUCAAGCGACUCACGCCGCUGCCGUCGGGGAUCCUGGCGCUCGGAUUCUACGGCAUAUGGGAGGUUGGGAGGAGCAUGAUGGACCCCUUCGAUUGGAUGGAGCCGUGCGUCAAUCUCACCGCGAUCGGGAGGAGGAUAUCGACGGAGGCGCAGCGCAUUACCGACGCCGGCCGGCGAAGGCACAGCGUGAUCUCGGGCAGCAGCGAGAGGGUGGGAAGCGCCGCCGGGAUGAUUGCGCGUCGCAAGCCUACCGGGUACUUUGGCACGCGCUGA